This is a messenger RNA of Entelurus aequoreus (snake pipefish), 4360 nucleotides long. RefSeq lists its product as uncharacterized. Gene Ontology annotation, biological process: DNA integration; proteolysis. The transcript has 2 exons. Gene Ontology annotation, molecular function: aspartic-type endopeptidase activity; nucleic acid binding; zinc ion binding. Lineage: Eukaryota; Metazoa; Chordata; Actinopteri; Syngnathiformes; Syngnathidae. Bases 1 to 3474 code for a protein of 1157 amino acids. The record is from RefSeq and is a predicted model, not a curated record.
AUGAGCGAGGGGGACGGAGUCGCUGCAGGGCCUGCACGGCCACCCAGCGCGCCGGUGGUUGCCGUGGGACCGUGCGCUACGUUCAACAUCCAGCCACCGGAGUCCUUUGACUUUUCAAAUCCACAAGAGUGGGACAAAUGGAUCCGGAGAUUCGAAAGAUUUCGCCUGGCAAGUAACCUAAAUGCAAGCUCCGAGGACAAUCAAGUGAACACAUUGAUUUAUUGCAUGGGGGACGAGGCGGAUGAUAUUCUCCGUGGGUUAAAUCUGACGGCCGCUCAAAGACGUACAUACCAGGGAGUGCGCGAGGGAUUACAAGGCUUCUUUGUUGUGAAGAAAAAUGUUAUCUACGAGCGUGCUAAGUUUAACAUGCGCAAGCAGAAAGAAGGGGAGAGUGUGGAUUCGUUUGUCACUGCACUAUAUGCGCUGGCGGAGCAUUGUAGCUACGGGAUGCUACACAAUGAACUGAUCAGAGACAGACUUGUUGUCGGAUUGCAAGACAAGGGGCUGUCUGAACGCAUGCAGUUGGACGCGGAUCUAACCUUGGAUAAAGCCAUAAGAAUGGCACGACAAAGCGAGGAGGUGAAAAGGCAGCAGUCUACUCUCCGAGGGGACACCACCAGAUUAGAGGCAAGUGAUGCAAAGUCUGUUGAUAGAGUGUUCAAGAGCAACUUCAAGUCUGCUAAAAACAAACCUCAAUAUGCUGAUAGCCCAAAGUACAAGCCACACAGUACUCAGUACAGCAAGGACAAGGGCGCACAGUCACUGUGUCAAAAUUGUGGCAGCUCUCCAUCCCAUCCAAAAAGUGACUGUCCUGCUAACGAUGUGAAAUGUCAUGCAUGUGGGAGGAGGGGACAUUACAAGCGUGUGUGCAAGUCCAAAUCAGUGCAUGAAGUUGAAGAGGAUGAGGAGGAAAUCUUCCUCGGCAGUGUCACGGAGGAUGGGGAUCCUUGGAUGGUCAAAAUUGGCAUCCGUGAGAGCAGUGUGACAUUCAAAAUAGACACAGGUGCCGAUGUGACAGUCUUGCCUCACUCAGUGUUCCUAAACACAUACAGAAAUGAUCUACCUAGUCUCAGAAAGGCAACAAAGCCACUCCUGGGACCAGGAAGAAAUCCCCUCGACGUGGUGGGCGUUGCCAGUUUGCUGCUGAGGAGAGGGGAAAAGACAGAGAGGGAGGAUGUGUACAUCGCUCGUCAUGUGCAUACUGCCCUGCUGGGAAGAUCUGUGAGCUGUAGGCUGGGGCUUGUAGCACGCCUAGACAGCGUUACUAUGGAGACAUUAAAGGAGUACUACCCAAAAUUAUGCACCGGGCUCGGAGAAGUGCGGCAGCCAUAUUCCAUCAAGCUGAGUCCAGGGGCAGAACCAUUCUCACUAAAAACACCAAGGAGGAUUCCAUUGCCUUUAAUGGACAAAGUCAAGCAGGAACUGUCCCGCAUGGAACAACUCGGGGUGAUAAGUCGAAUUGAGGAGCCAACAGACUGGUGCGCUGGCAUAGUGGUGGUGCCCAAAAAGACAGGUGCUGUACGUAUAUGUGUCGAUCUCACCAAACUCAACGAGUCAGUGUGUAGGGAAAAGUUCAUCCUGCCAUCAGUAGAGGAAACACUGGGAAUGCUGGCUGGAGCCAACAUUUUUAGUAAGCUGGAUGCAAACAUGGGGUUUUGGCAAAUUCCUUUAACUGCAGAUUCAGCGAAACUGACAACUUUCAUUACACCCUUCGGGCGCUAUUACUUCAGGCGGCUACCGUUUGGCAUAGCAUCCGCCCCAGAACAUUUUCAGAACCGGAUGGUGACGGAGGUCACAGAAGGGCUUGAGGGCGUUGUUUGCCACAUGGACGAUGUGCUGGUGUGGGGCCGAACACAAAAGGAGCAUGAUGCUCGCCUGCAUGCCACACUAGAAAAGAUCCAAAAGGCAGGCAUCACUCUGAAUGUCGAUAAGUGCGAUCUGUCAAAGUCAGAGGUGACUUUUCUAGGCCACGUGCUCUCCACCAGUGGCAUCAGCCCAGACCCAAGCAAAACAGAAGCUGUAAGGAAGAUGCAGGAGCCAACAACUGUGACUGAGUUGAGAAGUUUUCUUGGAAUGAUAAAUCAACUUGGGAAGUUUGUGCCGCAGCUGGCCGAGAGAGACAAGCCUCUGCGAGAUCUCCUGUCAAAAAAGAACUGCUGGGUGUGGGGCGUCGACCAGGCAAGGGCCUUCCAGGAUCUAAAGGAUGCACUGACGUCUACACCAGUGCUAGCCAUGUAUGAUCCCAACAGAGAGUGCAAAGUCUCAGCAGACGCGUCGUCGUACGGGUUGGGAGGCGUACUGCUACAAAAGUGGGAAGAAGAGUGGAGGCCAGUGGCCUACAUGUCGCGGUCUCUCACACCAACAGAGCAGAGAUACGCGCAAGUAGAGAAGGAAGCUUUGGGGCUGACCUGGGCCUGUGAGAGGUUCCGCAACUUCCUCAUCGGGAAACAUUUCCAGAUGGAGACGGACCACAAGCCUCUCCUGAGUCUUCUUGGGUCUCAAGCACUGGAUGCUCUACCUCCACGGAUCCAACGCUUCAGAAUGCGUCUGAUGCGCUAUUCUUAUUCUAUCUCUCAUGUGCCAGGGAAGUGCCUGUGGACAGCUGAUACGCUGUCACGAGCUCCUGUCAAGAGAGAGGAGACAGCAGCGGACAAAGAGCUGUUUGAAGAAACCAACAUCUAUGCGGACAUGGUACUGGAGAACCUACCUGCAAGCGCUGACUACCUGGAGGAGCUGAGAGAGCAGCUGCAGAGAGACAGUGUGUGUGCACAGGUGAUGCAGCUGUGUGCUGAAGGCUGGCCAGCACACGGUUCCAAAGAACCAGCACUCAGGCUGUACUGGGCAGAGCAGGCGUUCCUUACAGUUCAAGAUGGUGUCCUGCUGAAGGGACACAGGCUCGUCAUCCCUUCUACAAUGAGAAAUUAUGUUCUCGCCAAAUUGCAUGAAGGACACCAAGGCGUGGUGAAGUGUAGACAGCGGGCACGACAGUCAGUAUGGUGGCCCGGGCUUAGCCAGCAGCUGAAUGAAUUGGUUCUCAACUGCCGAACAUGCUGUAAGGAGAGACAGAACCACAGGGAGCCGCUGAUGCCGUCACCAUACCCAGGCCGACCAUGGGAGAAGUUAGGAGCUGAUUUGUUCAUGCUCGGUACCAAGACCUACCUGCUGGUAGUGGACUACAUGUCAAGGUAUGUGGAGAUUGCUUUGCUGACCUCCACAAGAUCAAACGAUGUAAUCCACCACCUAAAAUCGAUCUAUGCACGUCACGGAAUCCCGGAUGUUCUCGUGUCGGAUGGUGGGCCCCAGUUCUCCGGAGCAGGCUUUGCCGAGUUCGCAGAGUCUUACGGAUUCCGUCACAUUACCAGUAGCCCAAGAUACCCUCAAGGGCUACUCCUCUCGACAAUGGGUAUAGUCCAGCGCAGCUUCUCAUGGGGAGGAGGCUCCGCACAACAGUGCCUAUCCUUCCUGUUUUGCUAAAUCCUGCUCUUCCUGAUAGUGAAGCUGUUAUGCGGAAAGAAGGGGAGAAGAGGACAAAAGAUGCACAACGCUACAACCUGCGGCAUCGUGCAAUGAACCUUGACAGACUGAAUCCGGGACAGGACGUGUGGAUCAAGGACCAAAAGAAAGCCGGAGCUAUCAUCGGACGUCACACCACUCCACGAUCGUAUCUGGUGGAAGGACCCCAUGGGUCUAUCAGACGGAACCGUCGUCAUCUCAUCCCUAUGGGAUCCUCGCCGGAGCAGAGUGGCCGUGGUGCAGCAGAGCCGUUCCUGGGGGGCGUCCCGGAACAACCUUCAGCAGAAACAUCGCAGCAGAGUGUUCCAGAACCUCCAUCUACUCCUACUCCUAGAACCAGGUCUGGGAGGGCUGUGGUGAGACCAACUAGGUUGGACCUAUAAUUUUGUUUCCUAUAGACAUUACAGAGACUCUAAUGAAAAAAAAAAAGAAUGUUACUGUAUGUGGUAAAAGACAGAAAAGUGCAAUUGGAGUGUUUUGGAUAUGUUUUCUUGUACUGUAAAUGUUCAAGUCAGUUGCAGGGCUUAGGUUGAGGACAGUACAGGAUUAGUAUAGGAUGGAUGUUUGAGUAUUGAUGUGAAGUGGAUUGUUCUAAGGGUAAAAUAUGUGUGUGUGUUUGAUUGUCUGGUACAGGCUCAUAUAGGAGCAGACCUUCCAACCACGAGGCAGAAUAAUCCUCAAGGUCUGUUGAAUCAAUGGUGGUCUACCCAUUGAUUCUAGAAAGGGGAGAUGUGGUGUGAUUGUAUUAUGGGAGAACUACAGAGUCGACAGGCUAUGACGUCACGGGGUGCGACGGAGCGGGAGACAGUGUGGGAGUGAGUCAGAGAGGACACUUGUUGUGAUUGAG